AUGACCGCAGAACACAUAUCAUCUCCCCCCAUCCCCCCCCAUGAAUUUUCCCUGGAACCAUAUACCAACCCAGAUCAACUUGCGGCCGAUCAAGACGGCCUCGAUGACAACCUUCCACGAUAUUCAACACAGUUGGAAUCCGUUUCCACAUCCACAUCCAUUUCCCAGUCCUUGGCCAUGUCACCACCACAAAUUGCCUACUCUUACUCUACCACCACGAUGCUUCCAUCUGUUCCAAAUCAUGGCUCCCAGUGGAAUAAUACACCAAAUAGCAUCCAGUACCUACAAUACAGCAUUAGAAGGAAGCGGCUGCUCGUCACCAUCAACAUCCCAAUUCACUCAUACACAGGGCGUAUCCGAAUGGUCACUCUUUCGUGGUCCACUACUCCCUCGCAGUAUAACCGCGACUCAUACCGUCCUUCGGCCGGUACCUCUAAGCUUGCCUUUCACGCCUAUGAUGCCUCCACCAUUGGCAGUGGAAUCUUCACGAGUAAUACAGCCUCAUGCAAGUCAUGGCGAACAAAUAGGCUACGCCUUAUCUCCCCUCCUGUCCUGCCGGUGGCUAAACGGACGAUGCCGUUACACACCUGCGAAUUCAUUGGGACAUUGGAGGAAUUAAAGACCCACUGUAAAGCCAUCCAUUUUACUGGCCCAACAGUAGUAAAGAUCGAAUGCCGAUGGGAGGGUUGCGACUACUACAAACGCAAUGACCCGACAGUUCGCGUCAUGCGACGCGAUACCAUCUGGCGUCACAUUUACGAGACCCACUUGAGGUUGAAGAGGGGUAGUAUCUAGGCUUCCGCACCUCUUUGUAUUGCAAGUUUGGUAAUUCCUUGUGUUGCACCACCGCUGGUCGCCCCGUGUUUUCUUAUGUCAUGUUAUGUUUGUUGUUCUCACUCCUCCUUGUUCUCAUCGACCGUUCGCCAUGGGUUCACUUUUUUCUUGUUUCAGUUUUUGUCCAUUCAAAGUGUACUACUUUAUGCUAGAUAAUGCUAUCUAGUCUAGGGGCCCCGCUGGAC
Messenger RNA from Suillus subalutaceus, 1019 nucleotides. RefSeq lists its product as uncharacterized. The transcript has 5 exons. NCBI's taxonomy places the organism in Eukaryota, Fungi, Basidiomycota, Agaricomycetes, Boletales, Suillaceae. The record is from RefSeq and is a predicted model, not a curated record. The coding region runs from base 1 to 795 and encodes 264 amino acids.